This is a messenger RNA of Orbicella faveolata, 999 nucleotides long. RefSeq lists its product as uncharacterized. Lineage: Eukaryota; Metazoa; Cnidaria; Anthozoa; Scleractinia; Merulinidae. The record is from RefSeq and is a predicted model, not a curated record.
AUGUGCGCUCAUAAUCCAGCUGGUAAACACUGUUUACCAGCUGGAAAACAGCAAGGCUUAUUCCAGAAAGACGACUUCAAGAAAGAUGAGGAAACGAGAUGUGGCAACUACAGGCCGGUUUCGUCGUUAAAGGCCCCUCCUGCAGAAAUGUUUGACGUUAAAGCCUGUCAGAGGAAACUUGCAGAGCAUUAUCUAAAAACAGCCAAGGUGCCCACAACUGCUUGGUCCUCAGUAUUACAGGCGGAUCUUGAACAGAUCUACACUCGACUGUCAUGGGUAAAACAAGAACAAACCUCAGCUGGGCCAUCACAAAAGGAGAAAGAAGAGCAAACCACGGCUGGGUCAUCACAAAAGGAGCUGAGCCAUUACACUGAAAUUUUCACUGACAAGACAAAGAACGGAGUUGAAGCAAAGAGAAUUCUCGUGCAAGGAGAGACUGGGAUUAGAAAAACGACUUUCGUUAAGAAGCUGCUUGUGGAUUGGUCGAAUCUUCAAGAGGCGAAGAUGGAUGAGGAACGGGAAGAUGCAUUGAGGAAGUUUGACCUCGUUCUUGCUGUUAAUCUCAAAGAAGUAUCCGACUGUCAGACGUUUGAAGAAGUGAUAAGUCGCUCUCGGCUGUUUCCAAGAGAUGAAGAAAAGUCAGUAGACGAUCUGCUGUGUUACAUUCGUGCAAAUCAAGACAAAGUAUUGCUUGUAUUUGAUGGCUAUGACGAGUACCGCACCGGUAGCAAAGCAAAGGAAAGAAGCAAGUCUCCAAUUUUCGAAAUAUUCCACGGGUAUAUUUUGAGACACUGUACUGUCUUGGUAACCACUCGAUCUUCAAGAGCAGAUGAGAUACGCGGACUUGCCGACUUACAAGCCGAGAUCACCGGAUUUGAUAAGUCUGAUAGAAGGGACUUCAUGAGAAAAAUGCUGGAUAGCCAAACAGAGGUGGAUGGUCUAUUGGAGUUCCUACGAGAGAGACAGUUGAGUGUAGAUCUCUUCAAGGUCCGCCUGUAA